UUUUUCCCAUUGAUCAAUGGAAGACAAUCAUGAUCAAACAUCCCACACCCUUCCCUCUUGCCAGCACGAUUUCCCAAACUCAGCAACCUUGAGCGAUAUAUGCAUGCAAUCAAAAACCGAUAUCACAUUAGGGUUACCCAACAAAAUCAAACUAGUACGUUGCCCCCAAUGCAAUUUCUACUUACACCUCCCUAAAAUAUGGGUCAAACUAUCAUCACAAUCAACAUUUCUUCUAUCAUUUUGCUUUAAUAAGUUUAAAACCAACUUCCAUUGCAAUAACGUGAAGUUGCUCCGUGCUGAAAUCGUUCCAUCUGAAUCCAAUUCACAGAGUAUCAAAACUAGGGUUUAUGUUCACAAAAAGGUUAUCAAUGGAGAAAUUCUUCAACAAUCUUAUCUUGUUGAGUUUCUUCAUGACAACCGAAUAUGUGAACCAUGUAGUAGGGUUCAGGCUAAUCCUAGUCAAUCGGUUUAUGCUGUGCAAUUAAGGAAACAUCGUUCUCAUGCGCGUAGUUUUUUGUAUUUGGAACAUAUUAUUUUGAAGCAUGGUGUUGCUGCUAAUGCUGUGAGAAUCAAUAAGAUGAAACACGGUACUGAUUUCGAUUUCGCUGAUGAAGUUUGUGCUAAGAAGUUAGUUGAUUUUAUCAAGGGACUAAAUCCUGUGAAGAUUUGUGAGAGUAAGAGACUUGUUUCUCAUGAUAGGAAGAGUAGUUAUUACUGUCUUGAGUACACUUUUUUCAUUCAGGUUUGUUCCAUUUGUUCCGAGGAUUUGAUUUUUCUGCCUCCUUAUGUUGCUUGCCAUUUGGGAAAUAUCGGUCCCAUUGUGAUUUGUACCGAAGUUACCAACAUUGUUACUUUGUUUGAUCCGUUAACCGCGAAGCAUUGUUUCUUAGAUGAUAAUAUCUAUUGGAGGCAACCCUUCAAAUCUUUGCUCACUAGCAAAGAUUUAGUGGAAUAUGUUGUACUCAAUAUCCAUAAGGUUUUUAUCGAGGUUACUGUUAAUGGUAAGAAAUUCGGCUUAGCUAUUGCCGAGGUUGCUCGUGUGAAAGAUUUGGGAAAGAAUGAGAGGAGAUUUAAUAUCAAGACUCAUCUAGGUCAUCUUUUGAAAAAUGGUGACCAUGCUCUUGGUUAUGACUUGUGCGGGGCUAAGUGUAGUGAUAGUGAUAUUGGAUUGAAGGAGCACAUAGGAGGUGGUGUGAUUUUAAUCAAGAAGAGAUCUGAAGAGAAAGUUUGCCAGAAGAGACGUGCAGAGCGUCAGUCGCACUUAAAAGAUUUAGAAAAAAUCACUAAUGAGGUGUUGGGCAUGUCAUUAGGCAGCGAAGAACCAACUUUGGAAGAGAAGUUGGGUGAUCUUGAUCUGAGUGGCGAGGAAUAUAAGGAGAAGAAGAAGGCGAGGAGGACGGCAUGA
Molecule: messenger RNA, 1405 nt
Organism: Lathyrus oleraceus (garden pea)
Lineage: Eukaryota; Viridiplantae; Streptophyta; Magnoliopsida; Fabales; Fabaceae
Exons: 1
Coding region: 17-1405 (462 amino acids)
Biological process (GO): ribosomal large subunit export from nucleus
Cellular component (GO): nucleus; cytoplasm
Molecular function (GO): ribosomal large subunit binding
Source: RefSeq, a predicted model, not a curated record